This is a messenger RNA of Pogonomyrmex barbatus (red harvester ant), 3349 nucleotides long. RefSeq names its product Rho-type guanine nucleotide exchange factor (gene RtGEF). NCBI's taxonomy places the organism in Eukaryota, Metazoa, Arthropoda, Insecta, Hymenoptera, Formicidae. Gene Ontology annotation, molecular function: guanyl-nucleotide exchange factor activity; protein binding. Gene Ontology annotation, cellular component: cytoplasm. The record is from RefSeq and is a predicted model, not a curated record.
UGUUAUUCGCUGUAGAAAUUUGUUUGACAAGUGAAAUACUUUUAUAUAUAGUAUAGUAUUUCUUGCAAUAUUUUUUUGUGGAAGGCUACACUUUGAAUGUGGAUUGCACAUCAGAUUUAUAAGGUCGUAAUUAAUUAACUGGCAAUGGCGGGAAAUUUAAAUUGAUACAUCAUAAAAUAAAUUUAUAUGUUGAAUACAAUCUGGAUCACAAAUGCUAGCAUGCAGCAUUGUCUCGAUCGUAUAAAUAUACAUCUUUUAGAAGCGAUGAAUUAAAUGUAGUGAAAAAAUAUCCUCACGGCCAUGACGAUGUAUCAUCCCGCGGAUGUGUUCAUAAUUAUGGUCACGUGACACAACAGUUGCGAUUAUUUAUAGAUGCAACUGGUCUAUCGGGUUUUGGCAGAUGCCCGCGUGACUGCGUGAAUGCUUUGUAUAUAUCACAUAUAACUAUAUGUAACUAUAAAUACUGUACAACUGUACUAUCACAUUUGUGCAUAAUAGGCGCGACGAACUUUUUUGUGAUAGGCGCAAGGGUGUUGCUGGAACAUGUGAUUCGUCGCAUUACAGCGUUCUGACGCAGCAAAACUUCUUUAAAAAUAGGACGACACGUUUGCUCCGUGAUGAGCUUCCCGUGUCACGAAGGCCUGCGAUCAGUUUGACGUGUUAAUCCCAAGAGAACGAUGCGCAAAGAUGCGACUUCGAAAUUAAAUCCAUGACAUUUUUUUUCAUGACUCGUGAUUGACCAACACGAGAAUUAUGUCGAAGCUUGAGCCACCGAAAUUUGUCAUAGCUCUUUUCUCCUUCAAAGGGAAGAAUAAUGAUGAACUGUGCUUCAAGAAGGGAGAUGUAAUAACCAUAACUCAGGUAGAUGAUGAAGGCUGGUGGGAGGGUACAUUGCAUGAUAAGACUGGUUGGUUUCCUUCAAAUUAUGUCAAAGAAUAUAGAAUUCCAGAUGGUGGCCAUGCGUCGAUUAAGACAUCUCCAGAAAGAAAUCCACAGGAAUCACCUGUGCAUCAAAAACUCAAUCGUGACAUAGUGUUGAAAGAUAUCGUUGAUUCCGAAAGAGUGAACGUAGCUGAAUUGCAAGGAUUAAUGAAUAAUUUUCUACAACCUCUUGAAACAUCGAAUAUAUUGAAAAAAGAAGAAUAUAAGCAGUUACUUGGUAAUAUACAUGAAAUCUUGGAAACUCAUCAAUGUUUGUUGGCAAAUUUGGAAGGAACCGUGCAAGGACUUUCUGCAAGAGUAGGAAAUCUUUUCCUAACUAUUGCACCAAGAUUAAAAUCGAUUCACACUACAUAUUGUAACAAUCAUCCGCAAGCUGUUUGCAUAUUAGAUAGAUAUAGAGAUGAAUUAAACGAAUUUAUGGAACGCAGUGGAGCGAUAUCGCCUGGUAUAUUAGUAUUAACCACCGGUCUUAGCAAGCCAUUUCGCAGAUUGGAUAAAUAUUCUGCUAUGCUUCAAGAAUUAGAAAGACAUACUGAAAAGAAUCAUCCUGAUAGAGGAGAUACUCAACGCAGUAUAACUGUAUACAGAGAAAUCGCGGAACAUUGCGCUUCCAUACGCAAGCAACGUGAAUUAGCACUCCAAGUAUUAACUAGCGGAAUCAAAGGUUGGGAAGGUGAAGAAUUAAAUUCACUAGGCGAGAUUAUUCACGUCGGAUCUGUAACUCUAGCAACCGGCGUAGAUCGUAGAGACAGAUAUUUUGUUUUGUUUCCUACUACACUGCUGGUACUUAGUACCAGUAAUAGGAUGAGCUCCUUUAUUUAUGAGGGAAAACUUCCGUUAACUGGCAUUAAUGUAACUGGAAUUGAAGAUACGGAUGAAAUAAGAAAUGCUCUGGAGAUCACUGGACCAAUGAUUGAAAGUAUCGUUGUAUUGUGUGCUACAAAGGAAGAGAGACAGCAUUGGAUCGAUCUCUUAAUUCAAGAACAAUGCACUAGUCUCCUGAAAUCGCCAACCAUGCCUCGUGUGAGUUGCCAUCAUCCUCCAUACGCUCGACUCUCGAGAUACUUUGCGAAACUCGUGAGGAGAAAAAUUAUAUAUCCUGAACUAAUGAAGAAGUUAUUAUAUAUCCAAUUUGUUCUGAAGCCAGAUUUAAGUAACGUGAAAAUGAGAAAGUGCAAUGUGACCUAUACUAUUUUUCCUACUAGUGAAGAAUCAGAGUCAGAUGCAUCUACUCAAAGUAAUAUGCAGGAGGAGCCGCGAGUAUUGCGCAAAUCAUCGUUAAUACUGGAUGUUAGAUAUGUAACAGAUAAUACUGAUCUUAGUACUGUGGGAAUAGCGAGCACUUCCUCACUCACGAAUUUCGCACCGAGAGUUGAUUGCGAUAAUCGAUGUACCUUUGAAACUAGUAAGAGUUUACCUGCUGGUGCUACAAUGAGUCACGUCCUGCCAAAUGUUCCACUCGCGUUAAGCAAGUCGUAUACUUCGAAUCUUCAAGCACGUAACGAAUUUUAUCGGGAGCAUUUGGAAAUUCCAUGUGACAGAGAUCACGAUGAUCUAACUAUGAGUUAUAAAUAUUUGAAAGCACUCGAACCUUAUCCAGAAAAUUUGAAUGCCCCAGUUCCAUAUUCCACGACUCAAAUAGAUAACUGCGAUAGUAUUGGGGGAGAAUUUCGAGAAACAUGUGUCAAUAUUAGUUUACGAUCUUCCGAUUCGGGAAUGGCCGAGAGUUAUCAUUUACGUUCAUCUGAAAUUAAUUCCUGUUAUAAAUCAUAUGCGUCUAGUCAUACUAAAUAUAUAGAUCCUGUGAGAACAUCUCACAGCGAAAGCGAUAACGAUGAGAAUAAAUUUGAGCAUCAAUGUAUUUGCACCUCGCCAUUUGGAUCUACGCCUCGAGAUAGUGCUCAUUCAUUGGCUUCAUCUAAAAAUAUUGAUGACUGUACAAAUCUUACAAAAUCUAAUGCUGUUGAUAGUGAUAUUAAUGACGAUCCCAAUAAUAGUAGAAAGAAAUUUCAAGAAACUGUAUUAAUUCAUCCUUUAAUAAAUUAUGGAAACGUACAAGGAAAAAGAUAUACGCAACCGAUACCAUAUGCACAUCAGUGUGUAAUUAAGAAAGUCGGGAGACGCGUAGUUCGUCCAAUCCAGCCGAUUAUGGAGGAGCAUGAUGAGCCAACAAAUCAAGUUUAUUCGUCCGGAUUAUAUGCUCAUUGGUGGCUCAAGAAAUCUAUCCCGAUAUUUGGCUGCACAGAACAAGCAGAUGAACAAUCAGCCGAACGGGAAGCUUCAACGACCGGCAAUGGAACAUUGUACAUCUCCAGGGAUUAAGACACCUUGGAGUAUUGCAUCAUUGAGACCUGCUCCUCCUAUAUAUUCUCUUAAGAACUUUGGAAAAAUAGAUAUUACUACAGAU